CCUGCACCUCCCUCCUUGCUGCAGCUUUCUGUGUGAUGUGAAGAGAGAGAGGCAGAGGUACCCACUGCUCUGGCAUCUUCCCUGGCAUUCAGACACACCAUGCUGCCUCCCUCCUCUGCCUUCCUCUUCUGCUCUGCUUUUCUGUCCUUCACAGUGUUUUGCCUGGCGGUGGGAUUUACAGGAGGAUAUGGUCCAGUUUUUGAGGAACAACCUCAGAAUACCCUCUUCCCAGAAGGGUCUGCGGAGGAACAAGUGACAUUGUCUUGUCGUGCCAGAGCUAUCCCUUCAGCCACCUACAGGUGGAAACUCAAUGGAACCGACUUGAUUCUGGUAGCAAAUUCAAGUUACCUGCUAGUUGGAGGGAACCUGGUAAUUUCCAACCCAACGCAGUCCAAGCACGCAGGGACCUAUCAGUGUGUGGCGUCCAACCCGAGGGGCACAGUUUACAGCAGUGAGGCUUUGUUGCGUUUUGGCUACCUCUAUGAAUUUCCCCCUGAGGAGAGGGGUCCUGUUAAAGUGACAGAGGGAUUGGGAGUUAUGCUUCCAUGCAAUCCACCACAGCACUAUCCAGGUCUGUCUUACCGCUGGCUACUCAAUGAGUUUCCCUCAUUCCUGAACACUGAUUCCCGGCGCUUCAUAUCCCAGGUGACUGGUAAUUUGUACAUUGCACGUACAGAAUCAGAGGACAAUGGGGGAUAUUCCUGCCUAACCACCAGCCAUAUCUCUUUUACAACAAAGAGUGUUUACAGCACCUUUUCCAAACUCAUUAUCACACCAGAAGCUGAGCCCCGCUUGUUUGCUCCAAAUAUUAAAGUGCGCUUCCCUGCCGAGUCAUACACUGUAUCAGGCCAGGCGGUGACUUUGGAGUGCUUCGCAUUUGGCAACCCAGUGCCGAGCAUUCAGUGGAGGAAGGUUGAUGGCCCACUUCCCCCUCGUUGGUUAGUGUCCGAUUCUAUUCUUCAUAUCCCAAGUAUCAGCUUUGAGGAAGACGGAACAUAUGAGUGUGUAGCUGUGAACUCAAAAGGCCGGGAUACACACAAGGGACAGGUUAUAGUACAAGCCCAACCAGAGUGGCUUCAGGUUAUCUCUGAUACAGACGCCAAGAUUGGAUCUGAUCUUAUGUGGAACUGUGCAGCUUCUGGGAAACCGCGUCCUACAAUCCGCUGGCUGCGCGAUGGGAAACCACUGACGUCACAGACUCGCAUUGACGUAUCGAAUGGGCAGUUGAAAUUCACCAAUCUGAGUCUGCAGGAUUCUGGAAUGUACCAAUGUGUGGCUGGCAACAAGCAUGGAGCAAUAUACACAAGCGCAGAGCUUACUGUGCAGGCUAUGGCCCCAGAUUUCCGUUUGUCACCUGUAAGGCGUCUGAUUCCGGCAGCUCGUGGAGGUGAAGUUACUAUACACUGCAAUCCACGAGCAGCACCUACCCCAGUCAUCAUGUGGAGUAAAGGAACCGAACUCCUGCAUAAUAGCAGCAGAGUGACAGUUACAUCUAAUGGAACAUUAAUCUUAAAGAAUAUAUCUCGCUCUGAUGAAGGGAAAUAUACCUGCUUUGCAGAGAACUUUAUGGGCAAGUCAAACAGCACUGGAACCCUGAGUGUGAGAGAAGCCACAAAGAUCACCCUUGCUCCAUCUGGCUCAGACAUAAACCAGGGAGAGAAUGUUACUCUGCAGUGCCAUGCCUCCCACGACCCAUCUAUGGACCUGACAUUCACAUGGGAAAUUGAUGGACUCCCCAUUCAUUUUGAUAAAGAAGAGGAACAUUACUACAGAGCAACAGGGAAUGAAGCUGUGGGAGAUUUGCACAUUAUUAAUGCACAGCUGAAGCAUGCUGGGAAGUACACAUGUACGGCGCAGACUGUGGUGGAUCUAGCAUCGGCCUCAGGAUCUCUCCUUAUUCGAGGACCACCUGGACCUCCUGGCGGUGUUGUGGUUAUAGAUGUUGGGGACACAAGUAUUAAGCUGAGCUGGAGUCGAGGAUUCUCUAAUCAUAGCCCUAUCAGUCGCUAUAUGAUCCAAGUAAGAGAAUCUCAAGCAGAAGUGUGGAGAACCGCACGAACAGAUCCACCAAAUAUUGAGGGUAAUGCUGAAUCAGCCCUUGUAGUGGGUCUUGCCCCAUGGACCGAUUACCUGUUCCGUGUAGUAGCAAGUAACAUAUUGGGAGUGGGAGAGCCCAGUAAUCCUUCAGCCAUAAUCCGGACAAAAGAGGCUGCUCCCAAUGUGGCCCCAUCCGGAGUCAGUGGAGGAGGAGGAGCUCCAAAUGAGUUAACCAUUAAUUGGACGCCCAUUGGCAGACAGUACCAGAAUGGAGAUGGAUUUGGCUACCUCAUUGCUUUCAAGAGAAAGGAUGAAGAAUCCUGGCAGAAGGUUAGAGUGCCUGGGGUUCUAUCUCAGCAUUAUGUAUACAGAAAUGAAAGCAUCACUGCCUACACGCCCUUUGAUGUCAUGAUUAAAGGGUAUAAUCAAAAAGGAGAGGGUCCUUACAGCCUGGAAACUACUGUAUAUUCAGCAGAGGAAGAGCCUAUUGUCUCUCCUUCUGAGGUUAAAGCGACGGUUCUAUCAUCUUCAGAAGUAGUGGUGGCAUGGAGCUCUGUGCAGACUGUUAACGGAGUUCUGUUGGGAUAUGAAAUUCGUUACUGGAAGGCUGGAGAUAAGGAGGCCGCUGCAGACAGGGUGAGAUCUGCUGGCCUGGACACUGAGGCACGUGUCAGUGGCCUGAGACCAGACACUACCUAUCACUUUACUGUUCGUGCUUACAACCGUGCUGGUACUGGGCCCUCCAGUCCUACAGCUAACAUUACUACCACCAAAGCACCUCCGAGCCGGCCACCUGGAAACAUCUCAUGGACACUUUCUCGUUCAAAUGUAAACCUGAAGUGGGAUCCAGUUAUAGCAUUAAAGAAUGAAUCAUUAGUCACGGGGUACAAGAUGCUCUAUCGUUUGGAUUCUCAGUCCUCUCCGACCCUCUAUGUAACAAGCAAGACACGAAUGGAGCUUCCACUGCCUGAAGGAGCCAGCCACGUGACCAUACAGCUACGGGCCACAGGGAAAGGAGGAGAUGGGGCCGCCUCAGAAGUUCAUAUUCCCACAGAUUCUGGUACAAUCAUGAUGGUUGAAAAUUCUGCCUCCGGUCCCGUAUUUCAGGCUCUGCUGACAAACUCGGCAGUCUUAUUGGUUCUGAGCCGGUACAUUGUAGUCUGAAAUCCUGGAUCUAUCACCCGUGUGACCUGUGGAAGACUGAAGAGACAGGGCUGACCAUUUCAUCUCCCCGAAUCUCAAACAUGACUAUCCCUAAACACUAAAGAAAGUUUGAAUGUUUUCAAAUUUUGAAGGUGAUAGUAAACAAGGGUUAAGCCUUUAAUUCUGGGAGUUUGUGGAGGACACCAUUAGUAGAAAAUGGUUAAAACACCUGGAGCUUUUUUUUUUAUCAAGGAAGCUGGGUUUAAGUUCAGAUUGUGGGGGAAUGCAGCACUUUUCUGAUGUUACACAUGAGAGGAUUUUGUCGUAUUAAGCCAUGUGUACAUGCUUUAUAAAUAGCAAGACUUUUUUUUCUAAAAAAAAAAACAACCUUUGUCUGUCAUUUGUGUUUAUUGCAGUAUUGUAAUAUUUAGCAGCCAUGUGAAGAUGUACCCAGGGUAUUUUACUUAAGGAUACCUUGAGAAGAACAGUUCAACUUUGUGGUACAACAAUGCUUUUCUAUGCAAUGCAUACAUGGGUUAAAGGGACACUCACCUGCCCAAAUACAAUAAAUCACUGUUUAGUAGAUAUAUCCCCAAUGACAACAUGCGUGUAUUUAAUUGUGGGUUCUUUUCUUUGGGGUUUAUCUUAAUAACAGCUUGCAAACAAAGCAGAUCUCUUGUCUGCAGCCUUUGUUUUAAAUCUUUUUAUUGUAUUUUUGAGCGCAAAAUAAAAUCAGGCACAGUUCAAAGAAGGUGAGAAACAUGCGUUUUCCUGCGCAGAGGCCUAUUAGGUCAGCAGAGGAUCAUAACAGAAUAGCAAACUGGCACAGUCAGGCAUAGUAACUUAUACUGCGGAAACAUAUGUGACUGCAUCUGGUUGGAUCGUAUAGUUAUACAAAUUCAACAUUCAAGAAUGAAGCCUAAAGAUAACCUGGUGGCAUCAUGCGUCAAUGUAAUGGCAUAUUGAUCAGUAGGCAGAAGCAUGUUAGCAGGUCUUAAUAACCAUAGUUUUCCAAUACAAAUGUAUGUGACCAUGCAUGCGUAUAGUAAGAAUUUAGUAUUAAUCAGCAUAGAUCAGGGUUUAGAGUGGCUCUAACAAGUAUACAUCUAAGAUAUGCUGUUUGUAGUAGGGAAACAUGUAAUACUAAGGUAUAAUGGUUCAAAGCCAGUGUGUGUGAAAAAUGUUAGCAUUCAAUUAACGGUACAUACAAGAGUAAUUUUCUGCAGGUAUCAAUUGUAAACAUAAUGAUAUAUUGGUCAGACUGCGUAGGUCUGCUUAAGAAAACUUAACUGGUUGCGUUAUAACAUCACCUAAUAAGACCUACGCAAGUAGGCCAGCUACAUUCAAAGUUUAGGA
Molecule: messenger RNA, 4536 nt
Organism: Pelobates fuscus (common spadefoot toad)
Lineage: Eukaryota; Metazoa; Chordata; Amphibia; Anura; Pelobatidae
Gene: CNTN2
Product: contactin 2
Exons: 23
Coding region: 100-3201 (1033 amino acids)
Biological process (GO): brain development; cell-cell adhesion; axon guidance
Cellular component (GO): axon; plasma membrane
Molecular function (GO): cell-cell adhesion mediator activity
Source: RefSeq, a predicted model, not a curated record